Messenger RNA from Nannochloropsis gaditana CCMP526, 310 nucleotides. RefSeq lists its product as uncharacterized. The transcript is spliced from 2 exons. The coding region runs from base 8 to 229 and encodes 73 amino acids. The record is from RefSeq and is a predicted model, not a curated record.
AGCAAGAAUGUAUCGUACUAUGUACGCCCCACAUGGAUAUGGGGAGGAAGAGCAGCGUAAGAAUGCUCCCGUGUUUGGCGCUACGGGUGCUUCCCCUGCUGUCUCCUCCUCCCCGACCCUCCACUCUGCUUCCUCCACCUCCAACAUUUCCUUCCUGAAUGGCUGGCGCCGCCUCUUUGUGGCGCCUCCUUCGCCCUCUUGGCGGGCUUGCGACGUCCGUGGUACGUAAGACGGCGCUACAACACUCCUCCGUUGUCUCCCACUGCUCGCCGGCUGCUGAAAAACAACCUCGACGAGCCCUCCUCCCUUC